CAGACAUUGGCAGUCCUAGGAAACCCAAUGGCGGCAAGAAGGUAAUAUGAUGGCAAGUCCGCUGGCCAUUCACACUUCCAGGUUGAUAAGUUUUCUCAUCGCCCGAAAGAAUGCCGUGAAGUACGAACCGUGACACGAGCUCCAGGUACGGGGUGGAAGCGUCCUGCUGUGUUGCAUACCUACUUCCAUGCGCCCACCAUCUCCAUCUUCCACUUGUUCUCUGCUUCUGACUCUUUUCAGUUGCAUCGAAUUCGAAACGAAACAAGAAGAAAGAAAGAGUGCAGUUCGCGCCUCUUACACCACCUGGACGCCCGCAUACCCGCAUUCUUGGGGAAAAGGGUCCAAAACUAAUCUAGCGGAAGUCCAAGACGCCCCCAGUGUCACCACACUUUCCAGCUCAACGAAACGAGAAGGACGUGAGCAAGGGGAUUUCAAUCCAACGAAGGAAGCAACCAACAACUCAGCCCUUUACGCCAACUGUGCCGCUUCUACCGCCCUUCUUCCUCGCCUGUCUUGUCUUUGAUCCAGAAGCACGAGGCACAGCUCCGACCGUCUCCGCAAGCCCCCCUCAACGAGAUAUAUUUUAAAUAUCCUUCGUUUUUUCAACACCAUUAGCUCUGGAUAAUUCCGAUCCGUCGGCCUCACUGUCGCCAAGGUCAGCACUAAAGCAGCGUCUACGGCAGUUACGAGACAACGCUUACUGCGCCAACAACGCGCGCUCGACCACAUAAUAAGUCAAAACCACUGGAGAAAAAAAAAAUAGGAACAUCAACCUACCAGUCUAUUCUCCAUCAUCAUCAUGCGCAUCGGGUGUCUUCAGUUCGCGCCCCAGGUUGGGGAUGUCUCCAACAACCUCAGUCGUGCCGACGCCGUUUUGGCUAAGGCCAAUCAGAGGGAAUUGGAGGAUCUAGACCUACUUGUUCUUCCUGAAAUGGCCUUUUCUGGAUACAACUUCAAGUCCCUAGAAGAAAUCCAGCCCUUUCUCGAACCGUCGGGAUCCGGAAUCAGUGCUUUGUGGGCACGGACAAAUGCUCUCAAGUAUGACUGUACUGUUGCCGUUGGCUACCCCGAAAAGGUCGGGUCUUCGGGUUCACCGCGUGGAUCUUCCCCCGAGUACUACAACUCACUGCUUGUUGUCAAUGGGGAAGGCGAAACCGUUGCAAACUAUCGCAAGUCCUUCCUCUACUACACCGACCAGACUUGGGCCCUGGAAGGUGGAGGUUUCUAUGGCGGCAGGAUGGAGGGCUUCGGCAACGUUGCCAUGGGAAUCUGUAUGGAUAUCAAUCCCUACAAGUUCGAGGCCCCCUGGCAUAAAUUCGAGUUCGCUUUCCACGUUCUUGAAGUUCGAGCAAACCUAGUCAUUCUUUCAAUGGCAUGGCUUACCCACGAGGAUCCAUCAACGUUCACUCCCCUCGCUCAGGAACCGGAUCUGGCAACCAUGACAUAUUGGCUUCAACGAUUCGAGCCUGUCAUCCGAGACGAGAGCGACGAGGAACUCAUUGUUGUGUUCUGCAAUCGCUGCGGCAUGGAAGACGACGUCUUAUACGCGGGCACCAGUGCCGUCAUUGGAAUCAAGAACGGUGAGGUGUCUGUUUAUGGACUCCUCGGCCGUGGUUCCAAGGAGUUGCUGGUCGUCAACACUGACGCCCCGCCCUAUGGAAAGCUGGUCAAUCGCCCUGACGCCGCUACCGAUAACAAUGAAGAGCACAUACCCAGAACAACCCCUGGCACUACUGGGAAUCCAGUUUCUCCCGACCAAGCCAACACAACCUCCCUUAAUUCCCCUGUGAGAACACAUACACAACCAGAGGCAGCAGUGCAAGCCGCAGCUUCUAACAGACAUAUAGGGGGCAACAGACGCAGCCCAGUCGAGGCCAGAAAACGACCAACCUUGAACAUACCUACAAAGCCUCCUCGCUUCGUGGCAGACGAGGAAGAGGAUUGUAGUGAUUCAGGCAUGGAGAACUACGCUGAUUACCAAGGCAACUGUGGAGGACGUGACGGGCAUGCUUAUGUAGGAAGAGCAGAAGCUGUAGAGAGCCCGGUAUAUCCCAGUCCGACUGUCAUGGCCAUGCGACCCAAGCUUCCCAUUCACAAAGGUGCACGUACACUCCCGCCCAUUACUACCAAGCGGGUGCCAUCUGGGGUAAAGCCUGGAAACUAUCUUACUAGUUGUGAUCUUUAUACUCCUCCCAUCACACCCUACGACGAUGCAUCGCUGUCAGCAGCCCGCCGAAUACCAUUGCCCUUUUCACCCGCUGUGGACACACCGGUUGAACCAAACUGGCCCGUUUCGGCCAGGACUGACUAUAACGGCCAACCAUUCCACACUCUUCCCUCCGGGCCAGCCAGCAGAUCGACAAACAUAUCUGGUGGCAGAUCCCGCAAUUCGAGCCGUGCAAGGGGCCCAGAGAUGCUCUCACCAGUCACGAGCCAACACCCCUUCCAAUCAGCACGCACAGGUCCAACAGAACGGGUCCCAAGGCGGGCAAAACGCGAAGACGAGAAGGAGCAUGAAUAUGGCGAGUUAAGCGUGGACAGGGCUGCAGCACGAAAGCCGGCCAAGACGGGUUUCGAUGACCUCUUCAACACGAUUCCCAUCGCCGCAAGUCCCAGCAUUUUCAAGACUACAUUUUCCGAAGCAGAAAUCAUGAACAACCAGCAGCAGCAGCGUGCCGGCCAAGCAGUCCACAUGAGACUGAGGGACGAGCCACGACCUCAAGUAGCUCCUCGACAACGUCCCACAGUUGAACGAAUGCCUUCUAGACUCAGGAGCACAUCAGCCUCAAACCCCAAGAUCCCACCAUCGUUCAAUUAUCCUCCACCCCCAGUCCCGCAAACGCCCCAAUAUACCCCUGUUUCUUAUGCCUCGAGUUCCCGCUCAUCGAGCAGAAGCAGGCAGGCUUCUUACACGAGAAGGGGCAGUGAGCAACGCACAGUUCCGUCAACUCCGAGCACCCCCAGCCCGACAACGCCGCAUCAUUAUCACCAGCAUCAUGUGCUGCCCGCUACAUCCUAUGGUAGCAAUAGCCAUGUCCAGCAACCACAUAAAAGAAUGCCACAGGCUGUUGGUAUUAAUGAUCAUGACGAUGAACCCGAGGCGUUUUACGGGCGAGGACCGGUAAUACCGGUUGGAGGAAUGACGGUAGGGAGAGAUAGUAGAGGUCGAAAGAUAUCUACCCAGCAGCAGCCGUCUAGGAGGACACACUCUGUUGACCCUCAUCGCCGGGAGCCUGCUGCCGAGAGGGGACGCAACGGUGGGGCUAGGGUCAACGGGAGGUAUUAUCCUCUGGAUUUGUUGUCGCCUGUUUCUGUGUGAAAGAAAAAUAUUAGUGUUGGGCAUCUCGAAGAACUUACAGAUUGCGAUAAUCUCCUUUUCUUUUUUCGGAUGUGUUGUGAAUGAGAUUGACAUGUUGAAAUUGUGUCGAUGAACGACUUCUUCUGUUACUCUUCUUGAAUGGAGAUUUUUGAGGGUUUGGACGGGUCUGGAAAAUAUUUACACACUGUACCGGGCAACCGGGUUGGCUAUAUAAAUUGGAAAGUAAAAGAUUCAAUGACGGCACCAAAAGUUCACAUGCCAUGUUCCAUAUACCUACUACCUUUUUCUGGGUAAAUUGCAC
Molecule: messenger RNA, 3620 nt
Organism: Neurospora crassa OR74A
Lineage: Eukaryota; Fungi; Ascomycota; Sordariomycetes; Sordariales; Sordariaceae
Product: hydrolase
Exons: 4
Coding region: 800-3319 (839 amino acids)
Biological process (GO): protein catabolic process
Molecular function (GO): protein-N-terminal glutamine amidohydrolase activity; protein-N-terminal asparagine amidohydrolase activity
Source: RefSeq, a predicted model, not a curated record